AUGUGCCAAAAUCGAAUCUUACGUUAUCCAGAAGAAACGGCGGGAUUUGAUCCUGAAGAAUGGCUCCAACCGACAUCUCCAAAUGAUGGAACCAGUCCUCCAAAUCGGGUUAUAACAACGAGUGAGGUCACAAUUGAGAUUGGUUCUACAUCUUGCGAUACGAAUGGGCUGCCGAGAUCGUUUCGGCAGAACUCAACGGUCAAUGCCAGUUACUAUUUAGUUGGCUGGUACGGAGAUGAUGACCCCGAAAACCCUCGAAAUUGGAGUCUUACCAAAAAGCUCGCUCUGUACGCUAUUAUAUGUGUCUACGCAUUUUGUGUUUAUCUCGGUUCAUCUAUCUACACUGCGAGCACUGCCGGCGUUAUGAAGGAGUUCGGAGUGAACUAUGUACAGGCAACGCUUGGUUUGGCCAUGUAUAUACUUGGUUAUGGGAUUGGUCCUUUGCUAUGGUCCCCAUUGAGCGAAAUUCCAGCUGUCGGCCGUACCCCGCCGUACGUGCUCACAUUCGCGGUUUUUGUUGGUUUGUGCGUUGCAGCGGCCACGACAAAGAGUUUUGGCGGUCUUUGUAUCUCAAGAUUCCUUAUGGGUUUCUUUGGUUCGCCAGCUUUAACGACGGGUGCGGCAACCUUUCAAGAUCUGUUUGCUCCCAUCAAAAUGCCUUAUUUAUUGGCCCUUUGGGGUGGCUCGGCCACUCUCGGACCGGCUAUUGGUCCAGUCGUAGCUGGCUUCAGUGUUCCUAGAGAAGGCUGGCGUUGGUCACAAUGGGAAAUGCUUUGGUUUGCUGGCCCGCUUCUUGUCUGCCUCUUCAUCUUUCUGCCCGAGACCAAUCCAGAAAAUAUCCUAAUGCACCGAGCACAACGCCUACGCCGAAUAACGGGAUGCACAAAUAUCAAAUCGGAGUCAGAAAUUAAGCAAUCACACAUGUCUCCACGGGAGAUUGUAUACUAUGCUCUCAUUAAGCCAUGGGAAAUCAACGCACUGGACCCCUCCGUGCUUUUCACUACGAUCUAUAUAUCGCUGGUCUACGCUACUUUUUAUUCGUUUUUCGAGUCAUUCCCCUUGGUCUACCCCGUUAUAUACGGUUUCAAUGAGGGCCAAACCGGUCUGUCAUUUAUGUCUGUUAUCGUUGGAUUGGCGAUAUCAAUCCCUGCUUAUUGCAUAUAUUACUAUUUCUGGGUGGAACCAAGAGUCCUCAAAGAUGGUUGGGGUGAGCCCGAAGAUAGGCUUAAACCUGCCAUUCUUGGCUCUUACAUGAUUCCUGUGGGUGUGUUCAUAUUUGCAUGGACAACACGCCACAAUGUCCAUUGGAUGCCUGGUAUUGUUGGCGUGGGGAUCAACAACGCUGGGCAGUUUUUCAUUCUUCAGCCUGUAUUCAUGUAUCUGACAAUGACAUACCCUCAAUUCGCCGCCUCUUUGAUGGCUGCAAAUGACUUUGCAAGGAGUGCUUUAGCCGCGGGAGCUGUUCUUGUUUCACGGCCAAUGUUCACACACCUCGGCGUGCCAGGUGGAGUGAGUCUGCUGGGUGGUCUCAACGUUAUCUGCAUCGGAGGAGUAUACAUCAUGUACUACUUGGGACCAAAACUCAGGGCACGAAGUCGAUUUGCAGCAACUUAA
Trichoderma harzianum CBS 226.95 is the source of this 1614-nucleotide messenger RNA. RefSeq lists its product as hypothetical. Gene Ontology annotation, biological process: xenobiotic detoxification by transmembrane export across the plasma membrane. NCBI's taxonomy places the organism in Eukaryota, Fungi, Ascomycota, Sordariomycetes, Hypocreales, Hypocreaceae. The coding region runs from base 1 to 1614 and encodes 537 amino acids. The record is from RefSeq and is a predicted model, not a curated record. Gene Ontology annotation, molecular function: fluconazole transmembrane transporter activity. The transcript has 9 exons.